Messenger RNA from Vidua chalybeata, 1297 nucleotides. RefSeq names its product spindle and kinetochore associated complex subunit 1 (gene SKA1). Lineage: Eukaryota; Metazoa; Chordata; Aves; Passeriformes; Viduidae. Gene Ontology annotation, biological process: cell division; regulation of microtubule polymerization or depolymerization; mitotic cell cycle. Gene Ontology annotation, cellular component: spindle microtubule; mitotic spindle; outer kinetochore. The record is from RefSeq and is a predicted model, not a curated record. The transcript is spliced from 7 exons. Gene Ontology annotation, molecular function: microtubule binding. Bases 296 to 1057 code for a protein of 253 amino acids.
GCUCCCCGCCCUCCCUAACGCCCGCCCGAGCGCGGCGGAUUCAAAGCGGGGCUCGAAGCGGCCCGCGGCUCGUCCUCCUCUUCCCCCGGCCCAGCGUCCUCCUCCUCCCGCGGCCGAGCGUCCUCUUCGAGCGGCUGAGCGAGUGGGGCUGGGGCGAAGGCCGGCGACCAUUGGCGCUGGGCCUGGUAGAACCUGAGGAGAAGCGGGCGCUGCCGCCGGGCGCAGGGGUGGCCUCGAUCCCCUCAGCGUAUCCCGAUCCGCCUCGGAGUGUCCACGCAGUGUAUUGGUGAAGGAUAUGGCAUCCUCAAGCCUGGAAGAUUUAUACCUCCAGAUGAAUAUGAAGAUUUCAAAUAUUAAAAAGUUACUCCUAUUGAGAGACAUAGGUGAAGAUCAUUCACGCAAGCCUGUGCUCCGUAAAAUACAGAAUGAGGUGAUCUUUGUACAUGAUCUCCUGAAUAAAAUGGAAAGUCAAUUUAAACAGCAAGAAAAACUGAAAGAUGCACUCAAAGAGCUCCAGAAGGCUGCUGGGAGAGAUCAAAAGGAAGCACAGCACCUCUUUGAACACAUUCCACGCUAUCUGCCUAAACCACCCAAGAGCUGCAGCGUCGUGCCAACUGUGAUACACAAAGAUCAAACAAAGGCUGAAGAACCCAAAUCUGAGAAGAAGCCUGCAAAAGAGAAAAAACCCAUUAAAGAAGCAGCAUUAAUAACCACAGAGGAGUUUGAAAGUGUUCCUUUGUAUAUGAAGGGCCGUAUAACAUAUGAUCAGAUUAAUGCAGUUGUUCAAGAGAUUAACAAGGCCGUGGUGGGCAAGUACAGGAUCUUGUAUCAGCCUUUGAAGUCUUUGAAUUCACAACUCAGAAGCCUCUACCACAGGUUCAUAGAAGAAGAAACUAAGGAUACAAAAGGAGUAUUUUUUAUUGUGGAGGAUGAUAUCAAGGAGUUCACUCAGCUGAAGUUGGAUAAGCGCUUCCAAAGCAUCCUCAGCAUCCUGAGGCACUGCCAGAGAGUGAGAGAGAUUCGUGGCUCGGGGCUCAUCCGCUACGCCAUCUGCUAACAGCUCCCCGUGUCUGAGAGACCUGACCUGCCACCCGUGCUCUGCUCUCCACACAGCAGGGAGGGACAGGGAGUGGUUUUUCAGCCACCUACCCUAAAUUAGGAGUGGUUCGAAGUAUUUGAGUUUUGUUUUGCAAAGUCGAGGGGAACUAUAAAUCCGAACCAGAAAGGCAGCUGGGCACCUUUUCUGGUGAGCACGUGAAAGUAAGGUUCUCUCCAUGUUAAGAGUGCUCCUUUGGUC